Messenger RNA from Exophiala viscosa, 852 nucleotides. RefSeq lists its product as uncharacterized. The record is from RefSeq and is a predicted model, not a curated record. The coding region runs from base 199 to 738 and encodes 179 amino acids. The transcript has a single exon. NCBI's taxonomy places the organism in Eukaryota, Fungi, Ascomycota, Eurotiomycetes, Chaetothyriales, Herpotrichiellaceae.
CACCUUCGGUUCAGCUUGAGUCACUGUGACCGGUCAACAGCGGUCUUUGACAUGUGAGCCCGGGACUGGGACUUCGGAUUCGAAAAUUGAGGAGGCUGGGAUAUCUUCUGGUGCAAUGUUCGCUUGCUCGAGUACAUAUGGUGAGUCAUCCGUCUUCAACCGUCAGUGUCUGGACUGGCUUCGCUGAAAACGACAGGCAUGCUGACUAUAAUUAUCGCACAAAGGACACAUCUCGGUCUUAUCACACCGCUCAUGCCACUCAUUGAUCUUGCGAUUGGCGUUGCGCACUGUAUGCACCGGGGGAGCAUCGAACAUCUGCAGGCCGCGAAGGGUUGGGUUGGCAUCUCAUCCACAUCGGCUCCACCGGAUUCAUAUGCUAAAACGGCGCUAAUGCAAGAACGAACGCUAAAGAUACACAUAAAAUGGACGACAAGUCUAUGCAUACCGUGCCAGGCAGCAAUGCUUAUACCAGGUUUGAUAAUUCAGGAGGUUGGGAAAAAUACACUCUCACACCAUCAUGAAGUCCAGCAGCCGGAUGCACCUGCCGCCACCCCUCCCGAACCUGCAGGAUCAGCAGCAAUCACAAUUCACAAGCAGUUGAUGACGCCUCCCACAAAACUGACCCCUUUGAGUUCCUCUUCCUUGCAUUUCCGGCAAAGCAACCACUGGUUUUUGUGCCGUUUUCUUUUCGUUUCGCUCCAAUUUCCCAGCCUUUGCUCAAACCUACUGUCCUGCUGAAGCAGUCUGCUUAUCCCACAAAGCUGUUACUGCCGCUGGGCUCAUCUUUGAACGGCGUAUUCACAGGCAUGAAGUAUCCGGUUGGCAUGAAAUGUUGAUUGUAACUGGCGAAUG